Molecule: messenger RNA, 579 nt
Organism: Trichosporon asahii var. asahii CBS 2479
Lineage: Eukaryota; Fungi; Basidiomycota; Tremellomycetes; Trichosporonales; Trichosporonaceae
Exons: 5
Coding region: 1-579 (192 amino acids)
Source: RefSeq, a predicted model, not a curated record
AUGCGCCUCCUCGUCACCCUUCUCCCACUGCUGACCACCAUCCUCGCAGCUCCCGGCGAACCCUGUGUCUCCGACUCUGGCGAGCCUGCGGCACGACCUCGGCCACCUGCCCCGAAGACGGCCUCGUUUGUUGCUCCUCCAACUGCUCCAGCGACUCCUUCAACGGCACCUGCCGGUGGCGCGGCCAAAUACGGCCCAUACGACGCACCAGCCAUCCCCGAGGUCGGCAGCUGCAAGGCGCAGACAGUCGCUGGGGCCAAGAAGGUCGUUGAGGCGUUCCCCGGCCGCAUCUGGAGCGCAGGCUGCUAUCGCGAGGGAGAGUGCAGGGACGGCUCUGAGCAUCCCUGUGGCCGCGCCAUUGACUUCAUGUGCUCGGACGAGACUGGUCUCGGCAGCACAGGCUGCACCGACAUCGCCGAGUGGGUCAUGCACCACGCCUCCGAGCUGAAUGUCUACUACGUGAUCUGGGGUCAGCGCAUCUGGAACGGCGGUCGCGACAAGGUUGGGCCCUGGUCGGGCUGGCGCACCAUGGAAGACCGCAAGAGCAUCACGCAGAACCACUGCUUCAACGAGGUCUAG